Helianthus annuus (common sunflower) is the source of this 843-nucleotide messenger RNA. Its product is annotated as transcription factor HEC2. Gene Ontology annotation, biological process: regulation of DNA-templated transcription. Bases 77 to 718 code for a protein of 213 amino acids. Gene Ontology annotation, molecular function: DNA-binding transcription factor activity; protein dimerization activity. Lineage: Eukaryota; Viridiplantae; Streptophyta; Magnoliopsida; Asterales; Asteraceae. The transcript has a single exon. The record is from RefSeq and is a predicted model, not a curated record.
ACAAAACCCUAAUUCCUUUAACCACUCUCCACCCUAACCCACUUCUUCAAUCUAUCCUUUGCAACCCUAAUAUCAAAUGGAGAUGAUGCCUAUCAUGAUGGACCUUGAAGAACACUUUCCUCUUCCUCUUUCUGAGUCACCACUCAUGGAAUUACCCACCAACAACCAUCCCAUACCACCACCACCACCACCACAAUCACAAGUUAAUGUUAAUUACCGUUGUCCACCUCCUUUAGUUAUGCAGUCCCAACAGUUGAGGACAUUAGGGACAUGGUUUCAGCAGAAACCAGAGUCGGUGGAGGCGAUGAGAGAGAUGAUAUUCCGGAUGGCGGUGUUGCAGCCGGUGCAGAUAGACCCGGAGUCCAUUAAAGCGCCGAAAAGGCGUAACGUGAAGAUAUCGACAGAUCCACAGAGCGUGGCAGCGCGGCACAGGAGGGAGAGGAUCAGUGAAAGGAUUAGGAUACUUCAGAGAUUAGUUCCCGGAGGUACUAAAAUGGACACUGCUUCUAUGUUGGAUGAGGCUGCUCAUUACAUGAAGUUCUUGAAAAAACAAGUGCAAACCUUGGAACAAGCUGCGGCAGCUGGUGGCGGUCGUAUGCCGCCACCGCCUCCGGGGUUUAACGUUGUUGGGUGCUACCCCUCCGGCACCACCACUAUGAGCCACCAUGGUGGUAAUAGUCAGUCUCAUUUGGUAGGCUCUAUGGACUUGCUUAGGUGAUUUUUUAUCUUCCUUUUUUGGGGUUUGUGAGGAUGGAGGGUAGUUUAGUAAUUUGAUAUGUGAUUUUAUGUUACAAAAAUGAUGUUUAGGUUUAACUAUGCUAUAUAUUGUAGUGUGGUUUGGAU